Messenger RNA from Mytilus trossulus (common blue mussel), 891 nucleotides. RefSeq names its product matrix-remodeling-associated protein 5-like. The transcript has 7 exons. Bases 1 to 822 code for a protein of 273 amino acids. The record is from RefSeq and is a predicted model, not a curated record. NCBI's taxonomy places the organism in Eukaryota, Metazoa, Mollusca, Bivalvia, Mytilida, Mytilidae.
AUGGCUGCAAAAAUAACAUUUGAUGAAGGAUCUAGAAUGAGAUAUAUCCCAUGCUUUGCUGAGGGAAUUCCUUUGCCGAAUAUUACAUGGGAGUCGAUUGAUAAAGUAUCGCUUCCCUCUAAUGCAAGACAGGUCCUUCAUUAUUUGAUGUUUAAAAACAUAACCUUGUUUGAUGGUGGACUUUAUAUGUGCACGGCGAGAAAUGAAAUGGGAACAGAUAUCAAAGUUGUACAUGUCACUAUUACAGCAAAACCUGCCCAACUCCACACAGCACCUGUCAUACAUUCAUCAUUAUCUACAGUUAAAGUUGACUACUAUACUAAUGCAAAACUUGUAUGCCAGGCAACGGGAUUCCCAACACCUUCUAUAACAUGGAAAUAUAACAAUAAAGUACUACAAACAUCUGGAAGCAUCUUAGUUGUACGGAAUGUGACAAAUACAACAACAGGUUCUUACACGUGUGUCGCAAGUAAUGACGUAGGAACUAAUGAAGUAAAAAUAUUACUUCAAGUCACGUAUGAUACGCCUCAUAUAGUGAUUCCUCCAACAACAGCUGUCAUAAUGGUCGGAUUGUCUCGCAAUUUUACAUGUAUUGCAACUGGACAUCCAAACCCGUCAAUCACGUGGUCUUUCAAGUCAUUUGCACAAGAAUCAACAAAAAUGCCUUCUAAUCAACUUCACCAGGAUGGACAUGUGCUGACUCUUUUUGCACUCAAAACGCUUGAAUCAGGAACACUCACAUGUACGGCCACGAAUGAUUUUGGAGAAGAUAAAGCUUCGGCGGCAGUUAUUUUCAGAAAUCCUGUUUCAGUUUUUGGUUAAAAGAGACUACAACCAAAGUUAAUAGGAUAACACUCAAAUAGAGUUAAAAAAAAAAGAACAAAAUGCAUC